AUGACUGAUGAAUUUAAUCGAUAUUAUAUUAAAAUUCGAACUAUUCUGGAAAUAGAUGCAAAAACAAUUUGCGAAGAACUUACAACAGUAUUGGAACCUGAUGCUCCAGCCUAUUCACCUGUUGCAAAAUGGGUAAAACGUUUUCAUGAAGAGAGAGCGGAUGUUAAUGAUGAAUUUCGAUGCGGUCGUCCGAUUUUGGUAUUUACAGAUGAAAAUAUCGAACAGGUUCGACAAGUUAUCGAAGAUGCUCCACAUUCAACCUAUAAUGAUAUCAUAGCUGAGACUUCUUUCUCUCGUGGUACAAUAGAACGAAUCAUUCAUGACUGUUUAAGAGGCAUUGCACGUAAGCCACGACCAAUUCAAGCAGACCCUUGCUCAAUCGAACUCACCGAUUUGGCUGAUAUUUUUACAUUAGGUAGGUCUAAGAGUCUUAGAAAGAAACUCAAAAUUUCAGCUCAAACGGAUGAGCCAUUUUGGAGAUAUAGACGAUACAAGUAUGAUAGGGUGGAUCCCAUUUGGAGUACUUUAUAGUGCAAUACUUUCCAGUAAAUCUCUAUUAUUUCGAGAAGAACAAAAGAUAUCAUUGAGAUUUUUUUAUCAUAAAUACUACCGACGAUGGGCUAUAUUUUUAUAGUAAUAAAAGGGUGUGGGUGUGGGUGUGAGUGUGAGUGUGUGGUGGGUGCGAGUGUGUGGUAUGGGUGUGGGUUUUAAAAAUAAGAAAUAAAUUCACACCCACAUCCACACCCACACCCUUUAUGGCCUUCAUUUCUAAACUGCCAGCUAUCUUCUUUUUUAAAAUGUCUGCUUUUAACAUGUCAGCCAUCCCUUUUUUUAUAACUCCUUUUUCUAAAAUGCCUGCUAUCUCUUCUAAAUCUCCUUCAUUUGUUUCAGGAAAUUGAGGAAAGUCUUCUGGCAUUAAAUAAUUCUGAUCCUAGAAGUAACAAAGAUAACGCUCAUUGAAGAAGCGAAAUAGCUUAAUGAUAAAAAUCUUAAUACAUACUUCCCAUUGUACCCCAUGCCCAGAAAAAUAAAAUAGGACCACAUCAUUCGGCUCUAUUGAAAAUUCAAAAUCGAGAAUCUUACGUUUUAUCUCAGCAUAUGUUUUGACGAAUAAUGAUGUAUCAAUAAUAAAACCAAUACGUUGCAAGAGAGAUGACAGCUUUUCCGCAUCAUUCUUUGCGUUUUUUAAUUUCGGGUGGUUUUCAUAAUCAUCAAUGCCAAUUACAAGCGCUAACCGACGUCGUGACACAGACGUAGCACCAGGUAUUGCUUUCGUUGCCAUUGGAAAUUACGUCAAUCUGAAAAGUACAUUUGGCAUCAAAAGCUAUGUCUAUAUAGAAAUCUUGACGCUAGAAUAAAAAUUUAGGACUUUUCAAAGAUGUUGACUAUAUGGCUAUGUAUGUAAAUAUUUUAGCCUAUGGUUCAGUACAUGCAUUCACUUCCUUCUAUUGACUGAUGAAACAAAUUAAAGCUAAAACAUUGUCCGGCGAGGAAUCUUUGGUUUAAGUAAUGCAACGAUAGAAAAAAAUACAACAAGAAACUUAAACUGGAUCGAUCAAGCGAUGUUCCAUUUAGAGCAAAAUUUACCGAUUUGCCAAUCAUACUCAUUUUAUCAUGAACAUGAAAACAUCUACUCUUUUGAUCCACCAUCAGAUUAUCAUCAAACACAAUAAAAAGUAUGAGUGAAAGAAACUAGACCACGUAUGUAGUGAGUACGUGUCUUCAUCCAUGUUGUUUUUGAAACAUUGCCAUGUACACUGGAAAAAAAGGUGCCGUACCGAACCAUUUUGUUUCAAAAAUCGAAACCUAUAAAAAAGUUUUGUAUGAACCUAAGUCACCUUCAAAAUGAUUUUCAGCGGUCUAGAAAUCUUUUUUUUAGAGGUACCGUAGAUCCCUACGAAACCCUCAUUGGUUUAGUAUUCAUACCAUUUUCUUUCCAGUGUAUGGUAGAGACACUUUUCGUUGAAUCAUUGACAUUGCAGUGUUUCAAACAAGAAAAGCAAAACAUGAAUAAAGAGACUGUACUUAAUACAUAUGCUCUAGUUUUUUGUCUUUCACGGUCAUAAUUUGUAUUAUAUGAUGACUGGAAGACAGAUUCAAAGCUUAUGUGCUUUAAUUUUUGCGAUAGACCAAGCAUGAUUGCCGAAUUAGUAUCAUUUGCUUUGGCCUUAUUUUCAUUUACUUUGACUUCAAACAGAAUGUAAUGCUCUUCGCCGAAAACAAGAUCGUCGAAAAGGGUGUGGGUGUGAGUGUUGUUAGCAGAAAUGCCACCUGCACCCACCCACCCACACCCAUGACGUAUAUAAGUAUAUGAUAACACUCUGGAACGUUGUUACUUUAUAAAAACAUUUUGUAGUAUUCUCAGCUUUGAUCAUAUUCUCAAGAUUUGUUGAGAUAUGACUACGCUUAUUUUGUAACACUCACGAGUUUUGACUUAAUCCUUAAUUAUGAACAACUAUUUGAUCACAAACUGUUUGUAGAAAAUUUUCAUAAGUCUUAUCAAAGUAAAAUCAUUACAAUAUGGUAAUUUAUGUAAAAUAGAGCAUAGUUUGAUGAGAUUACAUUUCUUAGAUCUAUUAAUCGUUAUUGUUUCAAAUAUCCUCACCCAAAAAUCAACAUCUUUAGAAUAGUCUUGAACUCAUUUCGUUUUUUAUCAAGACAAUUAUCUAUUUUGAUAUAUGAGUUAGGAUUCACUAUGAAAAAAAAAGUGAGAAGAAAAUGUUUAUUCUAUAUUCACUCCUUAGAAUCGAAUCUUUGUUGUCUUGGUUUUUCUGAACAUGGGCAAACAAGACAUUACCUUGUCAACUGUUUAACAUUGAAAACUAUCAACAUUUCUAUAGUCUACUUCAACACAACCUUCACUUGUAUCACUUCUGCUCUUAUCUCAAGGUGGUUCAAAGAGUUUGUGGUACAUAUAUUUUCAAUAUUAAAUAUACCAUGAUUCAGAAUGAAGUAAUGUUUGAUUGGCGAAUAAAGAGUGUUCAUUAAUGAAAAAAAAGGAUACUAACAAUAUCCAUAUAUAGGCGAUAUAUCUACACGUAACAUUUCAUAGAUAAUUUUUAAUUGCAGACAUGUUCAAAAAUUUCAACGUCUACAAGCGUUCAAUUGAAGUUAAAUCUCCUUUUGAAAAACUAGAAUAGCAAGUAGCAAUUCGAGAUCACUCAACUAAAUACGAAUGAAG
Rotaria sp. Silwood1 is the source of this 3181-nucleotide messenger RNA. The record is from the annotation of a GenBank genome assembly. NCBI's taxonomy places the organism in Eukaryota, Metazoa, Rotifera, Eurotatoria, Philodinida, Philodinidae.